This is a messenger RNA of Portunus trituberculatus (swimming crab), 2118 nucleotides long. RefSeq lists its product as uncharacterized. NCBI's taxonomy places the organism in Eukaryota, Metazoa, Arthropoda, Malacostraca, Decapoda, Portunidae. Gene Ontology annotation, molecular function: nucleic acid binding. The transcript has 2 exons. Gene Ontology annotation, biological process: DNA integration. Bases 418 to 2118 code for a protein of 566 amino acids. The record is from RefSeq and is a predicted model, not a curated record.
AGACCGCGUCAGUGAAAUCCGAGACUUUCCUACGCCCGCGAACUUGACUGACCUCCGCUCCUUUAUGGGCCUUGUGAACCAGCUGUCAGAGUUCACCCCGGACAUAGCAGCCCAGCCCAGCUUCUUCGCCCUCUCUUGAGCCCUAAACGGACGUUCACUUGGACAGCGGACCAUGAUGAAGCCUUCAACCAUGUCAAGACGGUGCUUCUCCAGCCUCCUGUUCUGGCCCACGUUGAUCGAGCGUUACCAGUCAUCCUCCAGACGGAUGCCUCCCGCCUUCAUGGGAUUGGGUACGCUCUCCUACAAGAUCACGGCCAAGGAUGCACACGACUAGUUCAAUGUGGCUCACGCUUCCUCACUGACGCUGAGACGCGCUACGCCACCAUUGAGCUUGAGCUGCUUGCCGUUGUAUGGGCCAUGUCCAAGUGUCGGCUCCACCUCAUAGGCCUACAGCACUUCACGCUGAUGACGGACCAUAGGCCACUGGUCCCGAUCCUGAAUGCCUACACUUUGGACGCGAUCGAGAAUCCCCGUCUCCAACGUCUGAAGGAGAAAAUCUCGCCCUACCUCUUCACAGCCGUAUGGCGCGCUGGGAAGUUGCUACGCAUCCCAGAUGCUCUGUCGAGAGCCCCAGUCAGCCACCCCACUCCUGAGGACGAGAUGGCGUGCACUGCUGCCACUGCCCACCUGUUGUGUGUCGUAGCUGCCAAAGCUGAAGGCUCCGACCAAAACACACCACACCAUGACGCUGAUCGGACGCUCCAGGAGUUCAGAGCAGCAGCGAGGGCAGACCCGUCAUAUGCCCACCUCACCGCCUGCGUGACAUCUGGCUUCCCGUCCAACCGGUACGAGCCCCACAGUUCCCUACUUCCCUACUGGAAGCUCCGCGAUCACCUCUACGCAGAUGGGGAGCUUGUCCUUUAUGGCCAGAGGAUCGUGGUUCCCGUAGCUUUCCGCCGCCGCACCCUUGCUCGUCUCCAUGACAGCCACCGUGGUGUGGAAGCCACACGCCGUCGGGCGAGGCAGACUGUUUUCUGGCCUGGCAUUGACUCUGACAUCGCCAAUACUGUUCGUGCCUGUGAACCAUGUCAAGUCCUCCAGCCGAGCCAACAACAGGAACCCCUGAUGUGCGACGAGAACCCAUCCAGGCCCUUUGAGUCCGUCUCCGCAGACUUCUUCAUAGUCGCUGGCAAGUCCUUUCUUGUCAUUGCGGGCAGACUCUCGGGAUGGCCUGUGAUCGUCCCAUGUGGUGCGGACACCACAGCCACACGCACCAUCCAGAUGUUCUGCCGCUAUUUCCGGGAAGUGGGUGUCCCCCUCCGUCUCCGCACUGAUGGCGGGCCCCAGUUUCCCAGUGCAGACUUCCAGAACUUCAUGGAGCGCUGGGGUGUUCACCACAUAGUGACUUCGCCGCACUAUCCCCAGUCUAAUGGCCAUGCUGAGGCGGCUGUCAAGUCGGUGAAGCAUCUCAUCUUGAAGACAGCCCCCUCCGGCAACAUUGAUACGGAGGAGUUUGCCAGAGGUCUCCUGGAGCUGCGUAACUCUCCCAACUAUACAGGACGGUCCCCUUCGCAACACCUCUAUGGCCACCUUCUUCGGUCCUGCGUCCCUGCCCACCCAGAGUCCUUCUCCACAGACUGGCAGACCAAGACGGAAGAAUGCGACCGCCGCGCUACCGCCCGAGCUGAACAGGUGCAGGCUCAUUAUGACCAGCACGCCAGGCCCCUCCCCAAACUGUGCAUAAGAGCCACAGUCCGCAUCCAGGACCCUGUGUCUCUCCGCUGGGAUAAGGUCGGUGUGGUCAUGGGCUGCAACAGGAAAAGGGAAUAUGAUGUUCGUCUCCCCAGCGGACGUGUCUGGCGACGCAACCGCCGUCUCCUGCGCCCAGUGCCGCCCCAUGGUGAUGAUCCUCCCACCAUAUCCCUGUGGUCCCUUGUCUCUCAAGUAGUGUUCAAGAGUAUGUCCAUCUUCCUCGUUCUGGUGUUGCAAUUCUCAGUUGCCAGGUAUAAGGGUAGCCUAAGCAGAUUCUCGCUCUCACUACCUCACAUCGUCGGCUUUCGGCUCGGCGUAGUAGCCGUGUGUCCUCGUCAGCUACCUCACCUAGCCAUCGAGCGCUGA